AUGAACGUGCCUCUCCGCAAUGGCGAGCAGCAGCAAGGGCCUGUGUACGUGCGGGCCAUGUACGAUUACGACGCCGACGACCGAACCAGCCUCAGCUUCCGACAAGGCGACAUUAUCCAGGUGAUUACGCAGCUGGAGAGCGGAUGGUGGGAUGGCGUGAUUCACGGAAUGCGAGGCUGGUUUCCCAGCAACUACUGUGAACUGAUUGGGAAUCCCUUUGCAAACGGCUCCCGCGUCAUGGCGAGCGAUUCGGAGGCGGAGGAGUCGGAGGAGGAGUACAGCGAGCAUGAGAUGGACCACCCUACCAAUGCAAUGUCGAGGAGCCAGAAUGACACAAAUACAAGCACACAAGAGGAGGCUGCGUUUUGGAUACCGCAAGCGACGCCGGAUGGGAGAUUGUUCUAUUUCAACACCCUCACCGGUCGCAGCACCAUGGAGUUGCCGUUGGAGGCCCCGACCUGUGCAAAUGAGACUGGCCCGCGCGACCAUGCCAAUGUAUUCAUCCCAGGUCAAACACGUCCGCCAGCGGAGUUGAUGAUGUCUGGGUAUGAGCGUGAUGACGAUACCGACGACGCUUCUGCUUCGGAGGCGGAAGAUGCAUCAUUCGUACGCGAUUCCCAAGGUUCUAGCAACCGACGGCCACAAUCUUACUUGUCCAACGGCGUGUCACCUGCGACUUCCAUGGCUUCUUCGGCCAUUGCGUCCCCGUUAGGCAACGUUCUGGGCAAUGCCCCGGAUGCUAGCAACGCGGCCAUGCAGCAAGGCAUUGCGCCGAUUGGUACUACCAUGAACUCGUUCGCAAAUGCGCAAGCCGCCACCAGAGCGACCAUGCUGCCCAGACGCUUUUUCGAUGAUGCGCAUGCCGUGCCACUGACGUGGCAAGCAAUGAUGGAAGACAUGCGGAGAGCCGUGCACCGGUUCCGCAAAGCAAUCGAAAACGGCGAGCGAUCGGAAUUUGUCCGGAGAGUGGAGGACAUAUCCGAUCACUUGCGGCUACUGCUGGCAGCCGCGUCUGGUACGACGGACAACCACUCUGGCAACCCCUCCAUUAUUUCCACCAACAAAGCCCUCUACCCUCACUUUCGCGAGACCAUGUCUCGCUUCUCCAGGCUCGUCUUGUCCACUCACGUGGCCGCUACUGAUUUCCCCGGCCCAAACGCGCAUCAGAAAUGUCUGGCCGAAGCGGAGAAUGUGCUGCAGAGUGUGUACGCUUUUGUCGAGGUCGCACGACAUCAACGCGGGGAUGACAUUCCCCGUAUCACCCCAGGCUUCGUCACCGGCACGCACACCGCCGGCAACUGGCAGAACAACGGCCUGAGCGUAGACGACCCCCUGGCCGCAAUGUCUUUUAUGGACGAGCAUGGUGCGCCUCUGGAGCCCACCGCCCAGCUAGAUAAAAGCCUGCUCGACCGCAUGGACGAAAUGAAGCGGACCGUUAUAGCGGCAAUACGGAAACUGGACGAGCAUCUGAUCCUUCGAGAGAAGCUCAUCACACCGCAACGACAUCGAAGAAUCGGCGACAACGUCUGCAAAAGCGGUGCACAAGUCUGCAACACCUGCAGGCCAUAUCUGACCAUCAUCGAGUCCAUCAACCUCGCUCCCCUGGGUUCGACCUUUCAGACCCCUCAAUUGAACGACUUUGCGGAUCAGAAGCAAAAGUUGUACGAUUCCGCUUCGGAUCUCGUUGUUGCAUGUCAGCUCGUGGCGAGUCCGUUGGGAGACGAGUGGUCGGAAGUUCGAGGACCCUCACUUGAAGAGCGGCUGAAUCAGGUGCGGACCGUUGGACGUGAACUGGACACUGCCGCGAAUCAGAUCUUCUUCUCGCUGCAAUUAUUGUCCGAGCUGAUGCCACACGAAGGUCGGUCGUCGCCGGCGAAAGAUGGCCACAGACUUACAGACGGCGGAGCGACGUACGAGGCACACAUGCGCAGCGUGUCCAAGAGCCUUCGACCACCCAUGCUGGGCGAAAUCGGCCAGUCCAAGUCCUACUCGGAGGGUGUACAAGGAAAGGCAUCCAAAGUGGAGCGUUUCUUUGGCGAAUCGCCCGCUCCCGCCAUGCCGAGGAUCGAGACCGACGAAGUGCCCGAAUAUCUCCGGCUAGAUCACGAGGGAGAGAUCACCCUGGAUACCAAGACGGAGCCGCCGCAGAUCCGCGGAGGCACCUUGACGGGCUUGGUGGAGCAGCUGACGAGGCAUGACAGGCUGGACCCGCAGUUCAACAACACCUUUUUGCUCACGUAUCGAUCCUUCACCACAGCCUCGGAGCUGUUCGAGAUGCUGGUGCAGCGCUGGAGGAUUCAACCGCCAUUUAGUCUCGCGGGCCCCGAGCUACAAGUCUGGACCGACAAGAAGCAGAAGCCGAUUCGCUUUCGCGUUGUGAAUAUCUUAAAAUCGUGGUUUGACACUUACUGGAUGGAGCCGCAGGAUGGGGAGACUCAGGAGUUGAUGCAGAGGGUGUAUGCGUUUGCAAAGGACACCGUCCAGUCGACCAGCACGCCCGGCGCGGGGCCGUUGAUGACGGCGAUUGAGCAGCGAAUACGAGGGCAGGACUCGUCGAGUAAGAAGCUGGUCCUCACGAUGAGCUCGCAAGCACCGGCUCCCAUCAUCCCGAAGAAUAUGAAGAAACUCAAGUUCUUGGACAUUGAUGCAUUGGAAUUCGCGCGACAGCUGACGAUCAUCGAAUCCCGACUCUACGGCAAGAUCAAACCCACGGAAUGCCUGGACAAGACGUGGCAGAAGAAAAUCAAGGAAGGCGAGCCCGAUCCGGCGGAGAAUGUAAAAGCACUCAUCCUGCACUCCAACCAGCUCGCCAACUGGGUGGCACAGAUGAUCCUCACGCAGCAGGACGUGAAGCGCCGGGUGGUCGUCAUCAAGCACUUCGUCUCCAUCGCCGACAAGUGCCGCGGCCUGAACAACUUCUCCUGCCUCACGUCCAUCAUGUCCGCGCUCGACUCCGCGCCCAUCCACCGCCUCUCCCGCACCUGGAACCAAGUGAACCAGCGCACCAAAGACGCGCUGGAAAACAUGCGCAAGCUGAUGGGCAGCACGAAGAACUUCCUCAUCUACCGCGAAGCGCUGCACAAGGCCAACCCGCCGUGCAUCCCGUUCUUUGGGAUCUACCUCACCGACCUCACGUUCAUCGAGGACGGCAUCCCCUCCGUCAUCAAGAAGACGCAGCUCAUCAACUUCGCCAAGCGCGCCAAGACCGCAGAAGUCAUCCGCGAUAUCCAGCAGUACCAGAAUGCGCCGUACAGCUUGCAGGCCGUGCCGGAGCUGCAGGAGUACAUCCUCCGGAACAUGCAGAGCGCCGGCGCGGUGCACGAGAUGUACGAGCGGAGUUUGCAGGUGGAGCCGCGCGAGCGGGAGGACGAGAAGAUUGCGAGGUGA
Messenger RNA from Neohortaea acidophila, 3387 nucleotides. RefSeq names its product guanine-nucleotide dissociation stimulator CDC25. The record is from RefSeq and is a predicted model, not a curated record. Gene Ontology annotation, molecular function: guanyl-nucleotide exchange factor activity; protein binding. The transcript is spliced from 2 exons. Gene Ontology annotation, cellular component: plasma membrane. Lineage: Eukaryota; Fungi; Ascomycota; Dothideomycetes; Mycosphaerellales; Teratosphaeriaceae. Gene Ontology annotation, biological process: Ras protein signal transduction; positive regulation of GTPase activity. Bases 1 to 3387 code for a protein of 1128 amino acids.